AUCAGUGCUGUCAAAACUGCUGCGUUCCAAACGGAAUAAAUCUCUCUCAGAUGGGCACUUCAAAGGGAGAACAAUCAUAUUAGCCAUACUGUAAGAUCGCUUCAAACAGUAUGACAACAGGUAAAUCCUGUAAAGACGGUAAUUUUGAGCCCCACAGCUUUCAGCCCUACAAAGCUCUCAAAGUGGAAAGUAAUGUGUUCGAAGGAAAUAGGGGACAGGGCAGCUCUCACUCACUCAGUGGGCGUUAACCAAACGGCAUUUUUGCGCCCCUUCAAGUGCACUUCGGGAAGUGGAAGUGGACGCCAGCCACUCGAAGAGUCGCUCCAAACAAAAGUCAGAAAGUUUAUUUUUUUCCACAAAGGGUCCUUUUACUAGACUUUAAGUGAAGGAUACAUUCAAACUGUUAUGCCAUGGUAUGAGCCUACAUCAAGAGCUUUGUCGUUUGUAGUAAGCAGGGCAUAGGGAUUAUCUCUUUCGAUCGGAAUCACACACCCACACUGAGGCCAGGCUAAAGUUUAAGACACGCUUGAAUCAAAACGGACUCUAUUGAACACCAGAUGAACACAACAUACAACACAUGUGAAGCGCCUCGCACUGCAGAAAUCGAUCCGAGGAUACGCGCGUCUACUAAUCUAAACCAGUUUAACUACCUGUACACGCGAGGAGAAACGUGGUUAUGGCGCAGGAGUGUGUGAUGAAGUAUGAGCCAGUGGCAGAGAUCGGAGGUGGUGCGUACGGUACGGUCUAUAAAGCUCGUGAUAAAGACAGUGGACAGUUUGUGGCUUUGAAGAGCGUGAGAGUGCAGACCAAUCAGGAUGGACUUCCUCUGUCUACGGUCCGAGAGGUCGCCCUGCUCAGACGGCUUGAGCAGUUUGACCACCCUAACAUUGUCAGACUCAUGGAUGUUUGUGCUACUCUGAGGACAGACCAGGAAACGAAAGUGACUCUUGUGUUUGAACAUGUGGAUCAGGAUCUCAGGACAUAUCUGGAGAAAGCACCUGCUCCUGGACUGCCUAACAAUAUGAUCAGAGACUUGAUGAAGCAGUUGUUGUGUGGUUUGGCAUUCCUGCAUUCAAACAGAGUUCUCCAUCGGGAUCUGAAGCCAGAAAACAUCCUGGUUACUAGCAGAGGGCAGGUGAAGCUGGCAGACUUUGGGUUGGCACGAAUCUACAGCUUUCAUAUGGUGCUCACACCUGUGGUUGUGACAUUGUGGUACCGUUCACCUGAGGUUCUGCUCCAGACCACCUAUGCCACACCUUUAGACAUCUGGAGCACUGGGUGCAUCUUUGCUGAGAUGUUUCGACGCAAGCCACUCUUCUGUGGAGAAUCAGAGAUGGAUCAGCUGGGGAAGAUUUUUGCUGUGAUUGGCCUGCCGUCUGAAGAGGAGUGGCCUACUGAUGCUACUGUGUUUCGUCAGAGCUUCAGCCCACAAAACCCUCAGCCAAUCACAGACUAUGUUCCAUCGAUCAGUAAGAAGGGGGCAGAGCUCUUACUGGAAAUGCUGACCUUUAACCAGUUGACAAGAAUCUCUGCAUUGAAUGCUUUGGAGCAUCCAUUCUUUACUGAAUGACUGAAUCAUCAGCAGAAAUAUUAGUUAUCUAUGUGUAGUACAAGUUAUGGGUAAAAUUAGUAAACCGAGUAGAUGUUGGUGGCUAAACAAAAUUAUUUUGUAUUAACUUUUUAUCAUAUAUUUUCUUUAUACUUUUUUAUGCAAAGCACUUUGAAUGGUGUAUGAAAUGUGCUAUAUAAAAAAAACUGGCCAUGCCUUGCAUUGAACUGUAAUCCAUCCUGAAUUAACUGUGCAGGUGCACACAGUUGCAUUGUCAUUUGUUAUUUGGCUGAAGGCCUUAGCUGGCCAUUAAUAAAUUGUCUGUAUUCCAUUUUAAGAGAGAAACCAUUGUCAAACCAUAACAUCGGUGACUUGAGUUAGUUGUUUCAGUGCCAUUUGAGUAUUCUACAUGAGGUGGAUUUGAGCAUCAUUAUCACCUGCAAUGUUAAACUUGAACUUUUAAGUGUCAUUUUUCUAUUUCUUUACAGUAUAUUAUUUGGGUCAGUAUUAUUUAGCAGUUAUAUGAUGGAGAUAAAGACAUUCUAAUGCUGUGACACUGUAGUUUUGUACUGGUAAAAAAGUACACAAGUGUAUAUGUAUAUACAGGUUCCAAAAUGUAUGUAUUUCAUGUCAUCAUGUAAAAGGGCCUUUACAAUUCAAUUUACCCAAUGUAUUAUGUUGCAGCCCCUAAUAAAUGUAUUAAC
This is a messenger RNA of Xyrauchen texanus (razorback sucker), 2253 nucleotides long. It is a transcript of the gene cdk4, whose product is annotated as cyclin-dependent kinase 4. The record is from RefSeq and is a predicted model, not a curated record. The transcript has 8 exons. Gene Ontology annotation, molecular function: cyclin binding; cyclin-dependent protein serine/threonine kinase activity; ATP binding. Gene Ontology annotation, cellular component: nucleus; cyclin-dependent protein kinase holoenzyme complex; cytoplasm. Bases 677 to 1570 code for a protein of 297 amino acids. Gene Ontology annotation, biological process: G1/S transition of mitotic cell cycle; regulation of gene expression; signal transduction. Lineage: Eukaryota; Metazoa; Chordata; Actinopteri; Cypriniformes; Catostomidae.